UUGCUGUGAGCGUCCCAUCAAAAACCAAGAACUCACAAAAAAACAAAAAACAACCAAGAAUGAUGAGAAGAACAAGAUCACUAACAACAACAGCAACAACAUCGACAGCAGUAGUAGGAGCAGUCAAGGAUGAGGCAUGCUUCGUAGAACCCACCAGCUACCCCAACAUCAAAUUACCAGGACCAGCAGAUCAGGAAAAAGAAGAAGAAACCACCACACCGGCAGACCAAGAUCAUAAUCAAUCCUCCAAACGAAUCGACUUCCUCAGCCAACUACCCACCGAACUGGCACUCUACAUCCUCCUCAAGCUGGCCAUCGAGCACCAGACCAUCCACCUCCUCAACUGUCGAGCAGUCUCAACCAACUGGAAAGGCCUGGCUGAGGACAACCUGAUCUGGAAACAGAGCUACCUCACCCAGCCACACUGGAAAAUCAACCACAACAUCAACACCACUACUACCCCUAAAACUACGCACAUCCAACGAAGACUCAGUCAACUGAUCGGAUCACCCAACUCACUCAUCACCCCAUCAGCAUCAUCUUCAUCAAAAUCAAUACCAUCACUCCCCGAACUUAAUUGGCUCAAACUCUUUCGCGAUAGAUCCAUCUUGGACUCCAGGUGGAGCGAUGGCACCCAAGUCUCCAAGAAACUCAAAGGACAUAAGGACUCGGUCUACUGUCUACAGAUGCACGACCAACAGAUCAUCACUGGCUCAAGGGACAGGACGAUCAAGGUCUGGGAUACGCGCACAAGAGAGUGUCAGCGGACCCUAGUAGGCCACAAGGGGAGUGUGCUAUGUGUGCGCUUCGACGAGCAGGUCCUCCUAUCAGGCUCGUCGGACAGCAGCGUGUUUGUGUGGGACAAGGCCCGCUGGACCGUCGUCAUCGAGCUCGUCGGCCAUCGCUCCGGGGUCCUCGACCUCGGCCUCACUCCGACCGCCUUCGUCAGCUGCUCCAAGGACACCACCAUCAAGGUCUGGGCGAGGCCCGAUGGCGCACUCCUCCGGACGAUCUCCGGCCAUGCUGGCCCCGUCAACGCACUCGAACUCUCCCUCUUGCCCCUCCACACCCUGCUCGGAAAUCAGCCCUCUCCCUCUAGUUCUUCUAAUAACAGUAAGGCCUUACUCUCAGCCUCCGGCGACUCCUCCAUGAAACUCUGGGACCUCGACUCGGGCAAACUGAUCCGGACCUUUGAGGGCCAUCUCCGAGGCCUGGCCUGUCUCAAACUGGUCGAAGAGACCCGCCAGAUCAUCACGGGCUCGAACGACGAAACGAUCAAGAUCUGGAACUUGAUCACCUCCCAAUGUCUGCGCACCCUCCUCGGCCAUUCCGGCCUCGUCCGUUCUCUCGACUUCUCCCUCCCCCACAAUCGGCUCGUCUCCGGAUCGUAUGAUAAAACGAUCAAGGUCUGGGACCUGACCACUGGCCAGCUCCUCCUCGACUUCCGUAAAGGAGCCGACCGGAACCUAGUGUUUGAUGUGAAGUUCAAUCUGACCACUAUUGUCUCCGUUGGCCCUCCCAACAGCGUCAUGCUUUUGGACUUCGCUGAUGGUCUCGAGGCCGAUAUGUUCCAAUAAGAACUUCCCAUUUCAAUCAAGUCGGCUUACGUAAAGGACAUUAUCCCAAAAUCACUGGAUUUCUGUACAUACAUAUCCCCCCUUUUAAUACUUGCUUUGUAUACUUUAUUAAUCACCCCUUUCCCAGGUUGUUCUUUGUUUCAUUUCUUUGAUCUAGAACCUUUUCCAUCAGACUACUUCAUAAUCUUUUUUUUUCUUUGCUCGUUUUUUUUUUUUUUUGCUCAUACAUUGCUCAUGUUAUUCUUUUCUCUUCCUGCUGCUUUUUUUUUCUCUCUCUCUCUCUCUUACUGCUUUGUUU
Molecule: messenger RNA, 1875 nt
Organism: Puccinia graminis f. sp. tritici CRL 75-36-700-3
Lineage: Eukaryota; Fungi; Basidiomycota; Pucciniomycetes; Pucciniales; Pucciniaceae
Exons: 4
Coding region: 60-1577 (505 amino acids)
Molecular function (GO): protein binding
Source: RefSeq, a predicted model, not a curated record